AUGGUUCCCGCUAACAUGUCUGCCGCCGACAGCAAAUCCCGCCAAUCUUCUGGCGGCAAGUCAUUCUUCUCUAGAAGUAGCAAGAAGGACAGGAGAAAUGCCAGCGACGAGGGCAAAUUGGGCGCAGAUCUGGAUAAAACAAGCACCGCAGGAUCCAGAUCAUCACGGCACGCCAGAGGCUCCUCUGUUGCAUCUUUAGAAAGGCCCAGUUCGCCCGGUGCGGAUUUGGGAGGUCUGAAUAUGAUGGCAGGAGUCAUAACGUCUAUUCCUUAUGACAGCGUAAUGGCAGAUGGGAAAUCCCCCAUACCCGUGGAUUACCUGCCUCGACCCGACCAGAUGCCAAUUCGAAGAGAACCUCUGCCGCAUCACCUCAACAAGCCGGGCUCCGACUAUCACCAAUACCCAUCCUUUGAUCCUGCUACCCUUCCCAAUGGCAGCUCACACCCUUCUGGGCCACGGCCACCUCCAGGAGUUGGAAACAUUACCAUGGCAUCUACAGGGGAUCGGAGAACCCAAUUACAACAGUGGGGACCGGGGAGGGCGAGCAAUGCGAGUACUUUGAACGGGCACAACUCACGAUACGACUCCUACUCAACAGCACAAACUUCGGCCUACGGGAGGAAUUCUUUUGACCAUUCUAGCGCUGACUCUAGUACUGACCGCUCCAGCGUCUUCUCCUCUGGAAGCUCGUCCAGGACAGCUAUGCCAGCUUCUCAGUCUACCAGCUCCUUCAACAGCAACCUGUCGCCCUCCCAUGCAUCGAGCCGCGAAACCCACCGCCUCACGAAAUUCCCAUCGCAUUAUUUGUCUGGGUCUCCAUCCGGUUCAUUCGGGGGAGAGGGCUUCAAUCUCAACAAGCCAACUGAUGACAGGGUGAUAGAGGAGCAGUUUUUGGCUUUGAUGCAAAAGCGAGGAUGGCACAAUCUACCAGAUCAAGCAAGGCGACAGAUGAUGGCAUAUCCUGCGGCAAAGAAAUGGACAUUGGUGCACCAGGAUCGACUUACGGAAUUGCAAGGCGAACAGAAACGGCGGACGAAUAUCAGGAAUACAGGGCAGUAUGGACGAGAAAUGGAAAUGCUUGCCAAUGCGGAGGAGGAGGGUACGCCAGAGUGGUUUGUACGGAAAGUUAUGGACAACAGCAUCUCCGCGAAACAGUUACAAAGUUUAGCUGUAAGCUUGCGAACGCAACCAAUUGGAUGGGUCAAGACCUUCGUGGAGUGUCAAGGACAGGUUGCUCUGACGAAUGUAUUGGGGAAAAUCAACAGACGGCAAGCCCAAGGACCUGCGCCAGCCGAUGGAUCAACGAGCGACAGGGACCUGGACCGCGAGUAUGAUAUCGUCAAGUGUUUGAAGGCUCUUAUGAACAACAAAUUCGGCGCCGACGAUGCAUUAUCUCACCAACAAGUUAUUGUGGCUUUGGCAACAUCUCUUAUUUCACCCCGGUUAACGACAAGGAAACUGGUCAGCGAAGUGUUGACCUUCUUAUGUCACUGGGCUGAUGGUCAGGGCCAUCUCAAAGUCAUUCAGGCUAUGGACUAUGUCAAGAAUCAGCAAGGAGAAAAUGGCCGGUUCGAUGCAUGGAUGCGGGUGGUCGAGGUCACAGUCGAUGGGCGAGGAAAGAUGGGCAGUUUGGUAGGAGCCAGUGAAGAAGUCCGAAGUGGUGGGAUUGGAAUGGAGAACCUCUUGAUGGAAUACGCAGUUGCAACACUCUUCCUCAUCAACAUGGUUGUGGAUGCGCCUGAGAGGGAUUUACAGCUUCGUGUCCAUAUCCGGGCACAAUUUACAGCAUGCGGUAUCAAGCGAAUUUUGACCAAAAUGGAGGGUUUCCAAUACGAUGUUAUAGACAAGCAGAUUGAACGAUUCCGGACAAACGAGGCCAUUGAUUAUGAAGAUCUUCUGGAACGUGAAAAUAGCAGCAUCAAAGAUAGCAUUGAAGGAGAAGUCAAAGAUCUUAGCGACCCGACUCAAAUCGUCGAUGCUAUCAUGCAAAAAGUUCAGGGGAGCAGGACCCAAGAUUACUUUGUUUCUGCUCUACAACAUCUGCUACUUAUCCGGGACAACGAUGGAGAAGAGCGGUUACGGAUGUUCCAGUUGGUGGACUCUAUGCUCAGUUAUGUUGCUAUGGACAGGAGGUUACCUGAUAUGGAUCUUAAACAGAGUCUCAAUUUCACUGUUCAGAGUUUGCUUGACAAGCUUCAUACGGACUCGGAGGCUCGGCAAGCUCUUGAUGAAGCCCUAGAGUCUCGCCAAAUAGCCGAUUCGGCCAUGGCAGAGCGGGAUGAAAUGAAAUCCCAAAUCGAGCUUGGAGCCGAUGGAAUGGUUGCAAAAUUACAGAAACAGCUGGACGAACAAGCCCAGGUUAUCGAAAUCCAGAGGCGGCAAGCGGACGCGCUGAAGAGCGAUUUGGAGAGUAUACAGGCACUUCGUGCUAAGGAAGCCCAGAGGAAUGAGCUUGAAACCAGAGAACUGUAUCUCAUGCUGCGUGAUGCCCAAGAUAUUGCUGCAUCGAAUGCUGCUAAGGGUACUGCUGGAACUGCAUUGGGAGAGACCGAUCCUUCCCAAAUGAAAGGCAUACUCGACCGCGAAAAGCUCAUGGACCGACUUGAGAUGCAAAUUGAGCGUCAAAAGACCCAAUACAAACUCGAGGGUCGGGUAUGGGGUGACGCUGCAGGUCCAUCCGAUCGCUUACGAGCACUUCGUGAGGAGAUGGAUGGUGAUAGCCGAUCUGGUGGUGGUGCAACUCCACCUAGAGAUUUCACCAACAGCAUGCUCGGAAGCGUAUCUCGCCAAACCAGAAUACCUCGGAAACCUGUCAACUCCCAAGAUAUCCUAUUCGAGGAUGAUGAUGGUGAUGACGAGGAGGGUAUUGUCUUUGAGAAACCUCGUGUGGUGGAAAUGAGACGACCCAAGCAAGCACCUGGUUAUCUGGCGGAGAUGAACUCGAAGGUCAAGCGUUACGAUGCUAGUGAUGACGAGGAUGGUGAUGGAGUCACCACAGGACCUUCGCAUCCUAGUCUCGAAUCCGACCCGCCAAGAACACCGAAUGAUGAGACAGCACUGAAGGUCGAAGGGUUCAAUGGACCUCCGCCUCCUCCGCCCCCUCCAAUGCCUGGACAAACUCCUGGCUUUGCAGGACCUCCCCCCCCGCCACCGCCUCCCCCACCGCCUCCUGGAUCUCUUGGUGGACCACCACCACCUCCGCCUCCUCCUCCAAUGCCAAACGGAAUGAUGCCACCACCACCUCCUCCGAUGCCUGGAAAGAAGUCUGGUGGUUACUUGAAUCAACCAUCGUACAACGCUGCUCCUACGCUGGGUAUGCCAGUUGCCAGACCGAAGAAGAAGCUCAAGGCACUUCAUUGGGAGAAGGUUGAUACUCCUAUGACAACCCAUUGGGCAGCACAUGCACCAACCGCAGCCGAAAAGGAAGAGAAAUAUGCCGAACUUUCAAGAAAGGGUGUUCUGGAUGAGGUAGAAAAGCUUUUCUUGGCCAAGGAGAUCAAACAACUCGGCAAGGGCGCUGGCAAAAAGACGGACAAGAAGCAGAUCAUAUCUAGUGAUCUGAUGAGGACGUUCCAAAUCUCGCUUGCUAAAUUUUCCAAUUAUUCCGUGGAGAAGAUCGUUCAAAUGGUUAUUCACUGUGACAAAGAGGUUUUGGACAAUGCUGUUGUCAUGGAUUUCUUGCAAAAAGAGGACAUGUGCAAUGUACCUGAAAACACUGCCAAAUUAAUGGCGCCAUACAGCAAAGACUGGACUGGACCCGAUGCCAACAAGGAUAGCCGCGAGAUGGACCCUACCGAGCUAACUAGAGAAGAUCAGAUUUACCUUCAAACAGCUUAUGAGCUUCACCAUUACUGGAAGUCAAGAAUGCGUGCUCUGGCUCUCACCCGAACUUUCGAGGCGGAAUACGACGAGGUUUCGGACAAACUAAAGCAAGUUGUUGCCGUCUCAGAGUCACUACGAGAUUCAGUAUCUUUGAUGAACGUCCUUGGUCUUAUUCUUGAUAUCGGCAACUACAUGAACGAUUCAAACAAGCAAGCCAGCGGAUUCAAGCUGAGCUCUCUUGCACGACUCGGCAUGGUGAAGGAUGACAAGAACGAGUCUACUUUUGCUGAUCUUGUGGAGCGUAUCGUUCGGACUCAGUACCCAGAGUGGGAAGGCUUUACCGACGAUAUUGGGGGAGUAGUCACGUCACAGAAAUUAAAUGUUGAGCAACUUCAACUAGACGCGAAGCGCUACAUUGACAACAUCAAGAACGUCCAAAUGUCCCUAGACUCUGGUAACUUGAGCGACCCAAAGAAAUUCCACCCUCAGGAUCGAGUCAGCCAAAUCGUACAGCGGUCGAUGAAGGAUGCAAGACGGAAGGCUGAGCAGAUGCAACUCUACCUGGAGGACAUGAUCCGAACGUACGACGACAUCAUGGUCUUCUACGGCGAGGAUCCUGCUGAUGAGAAUGCACGACGUGAUUUCUUCUCUAAACUUGCUAUCUUUGUUACGGAGUGGAAGAAGUCAAGAGAAAAGAACAUUGUUCUUGAAGCCACUCGCAAACGUAACGAAGCAUCUAUGAAGCGCAAACAUGCUCAGCUCAAAGUCACUGGAUCAUCAGAUGGAAGCGCACCGCCAUCGCCUGUCUCCACUGGAGCCAUGGACUCGCUGCUGGAGAAGUUACGCGCUGCAGCUCCGCAAGCUCGGGAUCAAAGGGAUAGAAGGAGAAGAGCUCGCCUGCAGAACAGGUACCAAGUACGUGUUGCUUCUGGACAGAAGAUACCCGAUCCAGACGAGAUUCCGGAGAUGGAGGAUGCACUGAAGAGUCCUGAAUCUAUCAGUACUGAAGGUCUCAUGAGCCCUGAGUUGACCGCUCCUAAAGAAGGCUCCGAGGAUGAUAUUGCUGAACGAGCCGCCCUGCUCCUGCAAGGAAUGAGAGGAACCGACGGUGCAAAUGAUGCAGAGGAGACCGAGCGAAGAGACAGUAUGAGGAGAGCGCGUCGACGCGACAACGCCGAGGAAGAAAGAAAAGCUCGACGACGACGCCGAGAAAAGGCCUCCAGUGUGUCUGAACCCCUGGAUGGAGACACAGUGCUGGAAGAGGAGCCAGAUACGCCACAAACAGCAGAAGCACCAGCUUCUGAAGACGGCGAUAAAGAGAAGGUGCCGACGCCCACCACGGUGGUGAGCCCUCCAAGCCCCGACGGCUCUAAAACAAAACCUAUAGAAUUGGAGGAGUGA
This is a messenger RNA of Cadophora gregata, 5223 nucleotides long. RefSeq lists its product as uncharacterized. Gene Ontology annotation, cellular component: mating projection tip; cell division site. Gene Ontology annotation, biological process: barbed-end actin filament capping; actin filament bundle assembly; mitotic actomyosin contractile ring assembly. Gene Ontology annotation, molecular function: small GTPase binding; actin binding. Lineage: Eukaryota; Fungi; Ascomycota; Leotiomycetes; Helotiales; Ploettnerulaceae. Bases 1 to 5223 code for a protein of 1740 amino acids. The record is from RefSeq and is a predicted model, not a curated record. The transcript is spliced from 2 exons.